CCGCAGCCGCGCAUCGUUACCUUCAAGACGUUGAAGGAUAAUGGAGCGGAAGAGUUUCGAGGAGACAAGAUGGGGGAGCCCCAGAUUGCGUUGGAUUGGCUUGAGCAGAUGGACCGGGUACUCAAGAAUUUGAGAGUCCCUGAUGCAGAUCGCUCGGAGUUGGCGUCACAGAUGUUCCGGAAGGGAGCAUAUGAUUGGUGGAAGCGCAUUGACCAGGAUCCACACACGCCCAAGCCAUGGACCUGGGAUCGCUUUGAUCGAGCCUUCACGAAGGAGUACGUCCCCACCCGGUACCACGAGGAGAGGCGCGAUGAGUUCGUUGCGCUUAAGCAGGAGGGGAUGUCACUGCCUGAACUGAGACAGAAGUUCGACUACCUGUCCCAGUAUGCGAUGAGUCUGGUCUCCACUCCGGAGGAUCGUUUGAAUGAGUUCGUAAAGAAGCUACGGCCAGACUUGAGGCCGUACGCCGCGCUGAUCACGACGACAGAUUUUAAUGCAGCGUAUGAUUUGAUUGUGAAGACGGAAAAGAGCUUGGACGAUUUGCAGGCAACCAAGAAGGAUGAUCGAGCGACGAAAGACCCGCGACCCGCAGCCAGCACCGGGCCGAGCGGGAAGAGUUUUGGAUUCGGGGGGAAGAGGGCAUUUCAGGAGGCAUUGCCCAAAAACCCUAGCAGCGAGCCUGUUUUUCCUAGAGCUCCGGAUCAGCCUGCCACAUCGCAUCCAGCACGGAGUCAGCAGUCUACAGCCGCAAAUAAUCAGCAGAGACCACGUCCGCAGCAGACAGGCCGUGCACCAGCGCGUACCUACGCCAUGCAGGGGCGCACAGAUCCUAGUCCCAAUGUUAUCUUGGGUACGUUCAUACUAUUUGAUUCGGUUAUGCAUGCCUUGAUCGAUCCGGGUUCCACGCUCUCCUAUAUCUGUGUUGGCAUGCCUGCUAAUUCUGCGAUUGUGAGGAGUGACCUUGAGAUACCUACCGUUGUAUCGAAUCCGCUAGGACAUAGCAUGCGUCUUCAUCACAUUUAUCAUAGGUGUCCGUUGUCCGUGCAAGGGAAGCAAUUCCCUGCAGAUUUGAUAGAGCUACCACACAAGGAGUUUGACAUUA
Messenger RNA from Cuscuta campestris, 1102 nucleotides. The record is from the annotation of a GenBank genome assembly. Lineage: Eukaryota; Viridiplantae; Streptophyta; Magnoliopsida; Solanales; Convolvulaceae.